CCUAGUGGGGAGAUUGGAUCAUCAGCAUUGGGUUUCACAUAACUUGCAACCAAGUUGCAUAAAAACAACCUGAGCCGAGCGAGAGAAACAGCACAUUAUUCCAACUUCCACAACACAAAGAAACAAGAACAAGAAGCAAGAUGAAGCUCUUUAGACUCUUCUCAUCUCACAAAGCGGCUAGUGUCAGUACUGCUGAUAGCAAGUCUUCGAGGGGAGAAGAGCAGGAAGAAAUCGAAGAAACUGUGUCCAAUUGUGGUGCGUCCACUACAAGUCUUAGCAUUAGCAGUGCAUGUAGCAAAAGGAGCAGCAAGAAGUCGCAACGCAGCAAAAAGCCAAAGAACAGGGGAGAGGAAGUGCUGCCAACAAAAUCGGAGAAUCUCAAGGUUGUGGAGCGUUUCAUGGAGUUGACGAAUCUGUUUGACCCUGAAAACAUAGAUUCAUCCUUCGAGGAAACAUUGGGGCUUUUCGAAUCACCAGAUGUCACAAUGGAAUUUGAGGAUGGACUCAAGUGCACUGCAAGGGAAUGUGCGCUCCAACUGAAGAUGGCAUACGAAAGCUUUCCUGACUACGGCAUGUCCCUCGCUGCCAUUUGUGAGGAUCCUAGAAGCCCCAAGAGAAUCUUUGUGGACGGGGUUUGCUGGUCUGGAACACAUACGGGUACUCCAUACACCAUCAUACCGGGAGAGCUUCCAGCGAUUCCUCCAUCCGGGAAGCGAAUCUCCUUAGACGAGGAGCGUUACAUUUUCCACAUGAAGAAAGGCGGCAAGAUUGGCAAGAUUCAAAUCAUUGCAAUGGGCAGCAUUACAGGGUACGCAGGUCUUUAUGAAUCCGCAGAGGCUGCCUCUUGCCCCAAGCUGAGUGAAUGAAGGGCUCCUGACGCUUGCUUGUCCCACACGUGGCUGGAAGAGACAGCAGGGAGGGGCUUUGUUGUCCACGUUCUCCUACCCACUAUACCCACUACAGGUUCUUAGAUAGAUUGAUCCCCAUAAAGUAAAACAAUAGAAAUGAAUUCCUC
This is a messenger RNA of Seminavis robusta, 1015 nucleotides long. NCBI's taxonomy places the organism in Eukaryota, Bacillariophyta, Bacillariophyceae, Naviculales, Naviculaceae. The record is from the annotation of a GenBank genome assembly.